AUAAACGUCGCGAGCGCACGUUGUAGCGGCGAGCGUGGCGCUCUCUGUCGGUGUCGGGACUUAAAGAGUUCUGGCGGCGUACGGGCUGAGCGUAGGCCGAGCACAGUGCCUCUCGAGACAUAGUCGCGGUUAGUGCUACGUGCGAUACCGCUGCCUAGUAUCGACGAGCUGCUAUCGAUCCUAGUAUCAUCGCGCUCUGUGGUUUUGAAAUAAUUGAAGAGUGCCAGUGAUAAUUUUCGAUAUCGUUUCGCCAAUAGCGAACGUCAGGACGUACGUACGUGCGCGAUAAACAUCGGUCGGCCGUCGCCGCCGAUCUGUGCCGAAUCGUAAUUCUUAACGCUGAGAUAAAUCCAACGCGAGUGAAUUUACAGGGGAUUCUGUUGAUUAAUUUACAAUAUCCCUGUGUGAUUUGAUAGUGAAGAGUGCACCGUGAUGAGGCCGAAGGAAGAAAUAGAGACGAAAGUCCAAACGGGAGCUUUUAUUUUGUCUGAAAAAAUCGACGACACCAAGACGAAGAAAAGUGAAAAGGAGAUGAAAAAAGAAAUGAAACGAUUAGAAAAAGAAAAACAAGAAAGGGAAAAGAAAGAGAAAAAGGCGAGAGAAAAGGAAAAGGAACGCGAGAAGCAAUCCAAAAAAGGCAAAGUGGUGUGCGCAUCUUGCGGCGGCAAGUGCAGCGGUGAGGUGCUUCGCGUGUCGGACAAGUACUUCCACACCGCCUGCUUCACGUGCCGCACUUGUUCAGCCUCUCUCGCCAAAGGGGGCUUCUUCUGCAAGGACGGACACUACUACUGCCCGCAGGAUUACCAACGCGCGUUUGGCACACGAUGCGCAGCCUGCAACCAGUAUGUAGAAGGAGAGGUGGUCUCCGCCCUCGGGAAUACGUAUCAUCAGAAAUGCUUCACUUGUGCGAGAUGCAAGAGAGCGUUCCCGUCGGGUGAGAAAGUGACGUAUACAGGAACAGAAGUUGUCUGUUCGAACUGCGUGGCGGUGCCGCAGCGACAGACCGCGAGGACUGCGGCGCCGGCCCCCCUCAGCUCCCCCACUCCGGAGCCACAGCAGAAUAAUGUUGAACGACGACAGCCAGAUCAGAACGAAUGCGCUGGUUGCGGUCAAGAAUUAUCCGAGGGUCAGGCUUUGGUGGCACUAGACAGACAAUGGCACACUGGGUGCUUCUCGUGCGGCGAGUGCGGCGCCGUGCUGCAGGGCGAGUACAUGGGCCGGGACGGCGUGCCUUACUGCGAGCGAGACUACCAGCGUCUGUACGGAGUGCGGUGCGCGUACUGCCAGCGAUACAUAUCCGGGAAGGUGUUGCAGGCCGGAGAGAAUCACCACUUCCACCCGACGUGCGCGCGCUGCAGCAAGUGCGGAGAUCCAUUCGGCGACGGCGAGGAGAUGUUCCUCCAGGGCGCCGCCAUCUGGCACCCGCGCUGCGGGCCCGCGCCCCACGACCCGCUCUCCGCCGAUAGAGCCUCCUCCGAGUUGCAGUUCUCGCUGCGAUCGCGCACACCCAGCGUCAACGGCUCAUACUGCAGUCCCUACAGUAGCUUGACUAGAAAGUACGGGUACCGAGCCGUGUCCCCCGGGCUGGUGCUACGCGAGUACCGCGAGGCGGGCGCGUGCAGUCCGCACCGCAUCACCACGUACUCGUACCUCACGACGGAGCCUGCGUACCUGCGCCGCCCCGUGCAGCCCUACGACCGCCCGCCCACCUCGCCGCACUUCCACCGCCCGCCCUCGUCGGCGAGCACCCGCGCGUCGUCCCGGGCGGGUAGUAAGGCGUCGUCCCGCCCCGGGAUGCGCGUGCUGGUGGACUCUAUCCGCAGCGAAACGCCGCGACCCAAGUCACCGCACAUGAACAAUGAGGAACCAAUCGAGCUGUCACACUACCCGGCUGCUUACAAGCCGCCCCCCGGAACCAAACCGAAGAUAGAGAGAGACGAUUUUCCAGCACCACCUUAUCCAUACACAGAUCCGGAACGCAGAAGGCGAUGGUCGGACACGUACAAGGGCGUCCCGGACAGCGACGAGGAGGUGGACGGUAAAGUGAACGGCGCGGUCAACGGCCGGGCCGGGGUCGACCCCAAGCUGCGCAAGGAGGAGGAGGAGCUGUCCAAAAUCGAGACGGGGAUAGCGCAGGUGUUCCUGAAGGAAGUAAAAGAACGCGAAAAGCUUCAGCAGUGGAAGAAACAAAAUUUAGAUCCUAGAAACGCAAGCAGAACGCCGUCCGCGUCCCGCGAGCCGACGUACCGCCUGCGCUACUCAUCGCCGGUGGGCGCGUCCCCAUCCCGCAGCCUCGACCACCCGCGCGCGCUCGACGAGCCCUCGCACGCCGGCCACUCGCACGCCAGCCACUCGCACAUCCCCAGCUACAACGUAAUGCACGCGGCUCCGCGGCCCGGCUACGGGCUCCGGUCGAGCACGCUGCCGGCCGGCGUCGGGCGACACUGCAACGUACGUGCCGAGGGUGACUUCACAUUCAGCGGCAUGGGAGAUAAAACUCAUAGCACCGACUUCAGCAGCGGCAAAUCAGAUAUUUCUGCCGGCUCCAUAACCGAUGUGGAUAGAAGUGCUGUGACAACCGAAGCGGGUAUAGUGGUCCGCGGGGUGAGCACGCUGGGGUCGGGGGUGGGGGUGCGCGGCGGGGUGGGGGGCGUGCGCCGCUCCCUCCCCAACAUGGCCACCUCGCAUCUCCUGCACGAGCCGGCCAAGCUCUACCCCUACCACUUGCUGCUCAUCACCAACUACAGGCUGCCGCCCGACGUCGACAGGCUUAACUUAGAGCGACAUCUCUCGGACGCCGAAUUCGAAGCCAUUCUCCAGAUCAACCGGCAAGACUUCUACCGCUUGCCGCAGUGGCGCCGAAACGAACUCAAACGACGGGCUCGCCUCUUCUAGAACAUUCGUCUACUCGAACGAGCGAUUCACUCGCGACAGCGCCAUCUAGGAACUGAAGUUGGUACUUUGUACACUUUUCAUUUGUCGAUAUUAUUGACACAAGAAAGCAAAUGAUAAAAAAAAAACGAUAGUUUUAGAAUAUAGAUAGUUCUUUGAAACGUACAAGAUCAUUUCAAUUAUCAGACUGAAUUAAAGGCUAUCCCCAAAAAUGUUUAUUUUGAAGGAAGAAACUAUCGUUUUAAAAAAUUAAUAAGGAUGUUGUACAAAGUAUCAUCUUCACAAUUGGUUUUAAAAUAUCAAGAUUAUUUAUUUGUAAUCAUUCAUUCGAUUGGAAAGAAUGCGUGCCUAUGUUAUUUUAUAAAGCUAAGAUUUAAUUUUAGACGAGCCGUUGCGUGCACGGCGUGCGCUUUAGUUUUGCAUAAUUUUUAUAUUUAAUAAGACGAAUUGAGUUGUCCUUGUUUUUAACGUUUUUUUUUUCCAUUUUAUUUAUUUCGAUGUAACCUAUAUUUUUCGUGUACCCGAGCAAAAGUAUAGAGAAGUUGUUAUUUUCAAUUUUUACGUUUAUUCGUAAAUAUCAAGCACAGGGAUACAAAGUUACAAAUCCACAAAACAUUUUUCGGUCGAAAAUUUCAAUUGACAUUAUAUAACAUGUAAAUUGCACGUGUGGUUUUUAUGUAGUGUGCAGUGAGAAUAAAACGAAUUAGACAUUUAUUGGUUUUGAUAUUAUAAACAAACGAUCUACGGCCGUAUUUUGAGAGAUAAAUAUAUUAUCACGAUACUUACGAAUCUGAGAUUUCUAAGUAAUGUGUGGACUUCACUUUGAAUUAAGAACUUCACGUCUUUGGCUAGUGAUGCACAGUGAACGAUCUUCAUUGGAAACUCCAUUCAAAUCGAUCGUGAAUUAUGUGAAAAUACGAAUCCUAUUUCAUAACGACGAUAUUAUAAUAACUUCAGAUACAUAAUAAUAUUAAUAUAUUCAUUUAAUUUAAACAUAAAAAAAUUAUAGAUUUAUUCUGUGUGAAUGUGUGACGAGAGUUCAAAGAAUAAUCAUAAUAUUUGAAUGCUGUUCUCUAAAGUAUAUAUUUAUAAAUUGGAUAUAGAGAUAUUGACAAAAAUGCAACACUAAAAAAUAUAAUAGGUCAGAAGAAAACAUAGCUAACGCACCAUUCGUGAUAGAAUAGGAACAUAUAGUAGGAUAAAUAUUUAUUUAUCAUUAAACAGUAUGUUCGUAAAAAAUAUAUAUAUUUAUAUAUGUACGAAUAUUUUGAAAUUGGCGUUCAAUUAGUUAGAUGUGUGCGUGCCUACAAAGAUUCAUUGGACGUAAUUUUGAUUUAUGAAAUGUCUAAUGGUGUGCCGUAUGGCAUAUACAUAUAUAUGUAUUGUGUGUGUGUAACUGAGCUGAAUUUUGUAUGUCUUUAAACAAUAGAAAGAUAUGAAUGUAUCGGUUGCAACAUAAAUAUGUACUAGAAUUAUAUAAUAUAUAGCCUAAGGUUUUUUUGUUUGUCUAGUCUGAAACAUUUAGAAUGGCUAAUUAAAAAAGAAGAAAAAAACUAUUGAACUGAUCGUAAAUUUGAUUUAUUUAUUUUUGUUUAUAUCUUUUUACUCUGAGUUUAAGCUUAGAGAAAUGAAUUUUUAAAAUAUUUUCUAUUUGUAACUAUAUUUAUGUUGCGACUGCUAAUCAAUAAAUAAGCGACAGAAAACGUUACUAAGUAACUCUGUGGAUUGGUGUCAAUUAGUUUUGCUCUCAUAAAGUUGGCUGCUAUUCUAAUUUGGACCUUUUCCGCAGUUCAUAAAAUGCUAGUUAAUUCUAGAACCAUUUAAUUAAAGAACUCUGUCAAAUUGCUUUGUAACAUAUGUAUUUAAUCGAGAUGACUUCUGUGGACGAAGUAAGCUCUGGGACCGAUGACAUUCUGGUGCACAAUGAGGUAUAAAAUAAAUAUUUUUGGCCGUGAUUCAUAAACAAAUACAUACAUUAUCAAUGGUAUUGUAAAAUAAAUAUAUCAAUUUGGAGUACAAGUAACAGUACCUUAUCAUGUGACUAAAUUAAAAUAUCAUCUGUGUGUGACGUCAUCAUAUCCCCAUAUCACAAAUAUUGUAUCCAUAAAGCGACAGUCUGUAGCUUUUUUUUUUAAAUUUAUUUACGUCCAAUGGUUACAAUACCUUAUAGCCACAGUCUGUAGCUUUCUUACAAGUGUGACCAAUAUUUGAUUAGAAAAUAUUUUGCUUUCACGAGUGUUGCCAACUUUAUGAAAGAAAAAUGAAUUACCGAGCUCAUGUCUGAUUAUAUCGAUGCCUUUGUAUAAUAAUAUUACUGUAGUAAAGAAUGAUAUAUAUAUAUAUUUCAUUGUGAUGCGUGCUAAAGCGUGUAAUGAUUAAUUUAGUGAGAACCAAAUAUAAUACAUAUAUGUAAGAUAUAUAUUUUUCUUUAGUUUUUAAUUCGGGGCUUAGUUGUACGUAUUUAGAUUUAAGAAUAGCUUCUUCGUGCGUUCGUAUUAGGAACAAACUGAACGGUAUAAUGAUGCUAAAUAAAAGUAAUAGUUUUGCAAUAUCCACAUGCUCACGGUGCUAGAUACAAAACAAUUAGUCGAAUUAUAUAGAUUCCCUAUCGAAUGACACGGUUCUUAGUCGAUAAUUCAAAUUAUGAAUAGUAGUAUAACUUCAUUGUUUCAAUAGAUAAUAGUAAUGUUCCUAAAAGUGACUGGUUAAGGGUGUGCGAGGUUGUGUGUGUGUGUUUGUGUUACUGAAAAAAUGCUGCUUUCUAAUAAAAAAUAUAAUUCAGACAGUUUAUAUUAAAAGUUAUAUAAAUCGAUAUAACUGAAAUAGGAUGUUGAAAGCAGCGUUUUAUAAGUAAUGCAGAAUUUUACUAAAUUGUUUUUAAUUUUAUUCUAAAUUUAUUCUACACAGAUAUUAUGCUUAGUUGCAAUAUUACUGAAGAAAUUUUAAUUUUAUUCCCUUUCAAAUGAAAGUAAGGUUUUACUUUUUAUUAGUGUUUAAUUAUUAACGCAUAAGUUUUAGGUAGCUUACGAUUUGAACGAUCUUUUGUUACCGUCUUAGAUAUUUUAAAGAUGUCACUAUUGAGCCAUUAUUAUUAUAGUAAUAUGCAACUGAUUCACCGCUAAAUAAAUCUUAUGAUUAUAUAAAGUACUAGCUUCGCUAUGGCAUUUUCUGAUAUCAAUAAUACUUCCAUAUUUGAAUCGGAUUUUGUUUAUGUUUUUAUUUGGGUUUUGAUUUGUUUUCCCCAGAUCCAUUAGAAAAACAAUUUUAUUAUAAUAAAAGUAGAGUACUUGUUCAAACAUUAAUUAUCUGCGAGUAAAAGUAUCAUGACAUUUGGUGCAGAUUUGCCCGAAGAAACAAACACAAUAAGGUACAGUAAAUAUAUAUAUUUUUUUUCACUUUUCUUUUAAAGUAUAUACUUUAUGAAAGUGCAUAUAAUUCAUUCAACGCAUAUUUAGUGCAUAUUAUUCAUUUAGUAAUACAAUAAUACGUAUAUGGCUAUAACGAUUUUCUAGACACAUUUCACAGAUACAGCCAGUAUAUUAAAUAGCUUUUAACAACAUUAUAAUUGUUGAAAUUUUAUUUUACUAGUAAUCUGAUUAUAACAUAGUGCUUGAAGCAGUGUUGUGAGCGCGGGUUGCUGGAACUAUUGGAAUUAGUAACAAGUCAAAAUAUUUCUGUGUAAUUCCUUAAUAUUCUACUUAAGAUUCUAAACUGUAAUUUUUAUGAUCAGAUCUUUAUAAAUAUCUCAUCCUAUAGAUAGUUGCAUUAGAGCCCGCUAUGAAUUGAAAAGGCUUUAAACAUUUAUAUCCGACCUUGUGCCUCUUAACGUAAUUCAAAAUUGAAUUUUUAUAUCUUUUAUAGUCGCGUAAACGUAUCGUAAAAGACGCAUCAAAUGAAGGAAGCUAUUUCGUUUGUAUACAGACUUACAUUGCGUAGGUAGUUUGUUUUGUAAAUCUUAUGGCUCGUAUAUUGAAAGUUGUAUCGUAAUAAUAAUUAAAGUUGACAUAUUAUUAUAUAUUUACAACGUACGUAAUAAGGAACCGGGCAGCUGCUAUUGUAUAAAAUUGUCGCAGCCACAAAACUGUUCAAAGCAUCUUCCCCACGUAUGACGUCAUGUGAGCUCGGGAUACGAGACAAACUAACCGUAGACAAUAUAGAAUCGGUUUUACCUACUGAUUGAAAUACAAUCAUUAAUGGUUAACAAAAAUAGUGAUCUAAUGGUCGUUUGAAUUAGUUUAAUUUUUAACUAAUUUUUAGAUUGUUUGUAUUGGUGCCCGUUUGCAUAUUACGUAUCUAUGCGAUGGCGACUUUAUAUGUAAAUUGUUGACUGUCAAAUCUGUUUUUACCUCAAUUUCAUUAAAAACUAGUUCAUGCUGGUACAUGCGAAUCGAUUAUUGUAAUAUAAUAUGCGGUGUUUUUGAAAUGAGUAAUAGUGCUUUGGAAGUAAUAAACUUGCAUUUCAAAA
This is a messenger RNA of Bombyx mori (domestic silkworm), 7357 nucleotides long. RefSeq names its product actin-binding LIM protein 2 (gene Unc-115a). Bases 433 to 2895 code for a protein of 820 amino acids. The record is from RefSeq and is a predicted model, not a curated record. NCBI's taxonomy places the organism in Eukaryota, Metazoa, Arthropoda, Insecta, Lepidoptera, Bombycidae. Gene Ontology annotation, molecular function: actin filament binding. The transcript is spliced from 19 exons. Gene Ontology annotation, biological process: cytoskeleton organization; lamellipodium assembly. Gene Ontology annotation, cellular component: actin cytoskeleton.